GAAACUUCAGCCUAUUGAUAUUGUUUCAAGACCUGUACAGACAGAUACCUCCUACCCAUCCCCAUAACGUAACAAUGUCAAGAGAAACAUGUAAAAUGUCCCCAGGCAAAAUUCGACCAGCAGAUGAAUAUUCUCAUGGCCAUAUAUUUAACUGUUCUUGGAUUAAAAAAAGGUUCUAUCCUGUCCAAGUAGUUAAACAAAUAAUUGUGCCCAGCUAUUCUGAGAAGUCCCUGUUUAAUGGGUUAAUUAGGCGGAAAAAGGUCGGAGACCACAGGCCAUCACGUGACUACUGGUCGAGUAUAAUACACUGACGUCAUAAUAUCUACCUACUGGACCGGUUCUUCUACCUUCAGGCAAAGGCAUCUGUCCAAAACGUGCAGCGAAAGAGCGCACACACGGGGACUAAUUGCAUCGGGUGACUCGCGGCCACGUUACAGCAGCUAUGUCGGCUUUGGGUACACAUAGCUAUUCAGUAUUUGGGAAGAAGGGCUAGAAGCAGGGAAGACUGCAGGGCUUCCACAGACGUUAGGGACGCAGUUCGCUGUUCAGGAGAAGUCACACUCAGUGAAAAUGCUGCUGUUCUGGGUAAUGAGUCUGUUGACCCUGAUACCGGCCCACGCCUGUCCGUCCGAGUGUCUGUGUGUCAUAGCGGUCGGUGGCGUUCCCACAGUGCAUUGCGACCGACCCACGUUGGAACAUAUCCCACAAGGCAUCCCGAACAACACGAUGACGUUUCAGAUGAAAGGUACUCGGCUUGUAUCUGUGAGACAGGGAGACCUGUCAGGACUGCCCCUCCUCCGUACCCUGUACCUGUAUGAUAACCAGGUCCAGACCAUACAAGUCGGAGCCUUCGACAACAAUCCAGAUCUCGAGGUUCUCGCAGUCUAUAACAACAAGAUUUCGGAAGUUUCUCCGGGAGUUUUCAGGGGCCUGAACAGCCUGAGAGAAUUAGACAUGAGGGCGAACAAGAUCACGUCCAUACCAGCUGGAGUGUUCAACGGGCUGCCUAGUCUUUGGGUCGUGCGACUUUACGAGAACACGAUCAACACCAUGGCAGUGGGCGCCUUCUCCAACCUGUCCAGCGUGGAGUUCUUCAACUUUGCAGCGAACAGAUUAACCAGGGUUGUGAACGGAACGUUCGGCAGUCCACAGGGAGCGACUUCGCUGUCGUUACAUGAAAAUAACAUUUCGAUCAUAGAGCCGGGAGCUUUGUCAAGUUUCGUGAGCCUGACCAGUCUUUAUAUCUACAGCAACCGCAUCUCUACUCUACAAGGCGUGUUUGAAGGUCUGCGUGAGGUGACUGAGGUGUCCGCGAUCCCAGAGUUCCAUUGCAUCUCCCCGCCGGCCCUGGAGGGACGUGUGGUGCGCGACCUGGCGACCAAUCAGCUGAACUGCAGCUGUGGGGCGGAGGAAAUACCCCGGAUUGACACUGGAGGAAGCACGACUGAGGUGCCGAUUGGAGAAAGGGCGCUUCUGCGAUGCAAGGUCAAUGCCUGCCCAGACGCUGCAGUACUGUGGACAGCCGCUAGAGGGCUCUUUCUCACCUCCCAGUCCGAAUUCCCGGACAUGUACGUCCAGGCGGACGGCACGCUCGUGAUCCCGGUCGUCACUCCCGGAGACGCGGGUCGCUACACCUGCAUGGCGGUGAACGCCUUUGGGACAGCCGAGGCCGGGGUGGUUCUCAACGUUACCGCGAGGCAACCGCUGACCACACCGCCGACUGGACAAGCCGUGGGCAUCCACACAACCGACCGCUUUAUCAGUAUUUUUACCACAGUCCUUAUGUUUUUGAUCGCAUUUAUGAAAUAAUCGAUAGACUUUAUAAGUGUAGGAUCGAGUAUUUCCAAUGGCAGUCAAUGGUAGAAGAAAGUCAUAAUGAGAGUAAUAGUGGUCUUGACCUAUGAACAGCCAACAUACAUAUGCAUAAAUAU
Branchiostoma belcheri (Belcher's lancelet) is the source of this 1931-nucleotide messenger RNA. RefSeq names its product leucine-rich repeat neuronal protein 1-like. The record is from RefSeq and is a predicted model, not a curated record. Bases 571 to 1809 code for a protein of 412 amino acids. NCBI's taxonomy places the organism in Eukaryota, Metazoa, Chordata, Leptocardii, Amphioxiformes, Branchiostomatidae. Gene Ontology annotation, molecular function: protein binding. The transcript is spliced from 6 exons.